Molecule: messenger RNA, 1227 nt
Organism: Aspergillus chevalieri
Lineage: Eukaryota; Fungi; Ascomycota; Eurotiomycetes; Eurotiales; Aspergillaceae
Product: intradiol ring-cleavage dioxygenase
Exons: 2
Coding region: 1-1227 (408 amino acids)
Molecular function (GO): ferric iron binding; oxidoreductase activity, acting on single donors with incorporation of molecular oxygen, incorporation of two atoms of oxygen
Source: RefSeq, a predicted model, not a curated record
AUGGGGCUUCUGUGCAGACGCGGGAUGGUCAGGUACGGGAUGCGGAUGGUCAAAUUGUCUGUUUCCACUGAAGCAAUGAAGAUCCAACUCCCCGCCAAACUCGCCGUGGCGGCUCUCGUAGCCCUAACCACGGCCCACGGCCCCGACGACCACGAAACCUUCCUCGCAAAGCGCGAAUACUUUUCCCGCGCCAAACAUUUCCUCGACUCCUGCGCCGGACCCCUCGAAAGCAAAGGCGUCGAAGCCCGCGCCCGAGCCCGCCGCGCAUCCAUCGUCCACGAGCACCAGAAGCGUAACAAGGCUAAGCGCAACAACAAACAAAUCCUAAAUAUCAACCAUCAAUAUAACGGCUCAUUUAUCUCGCCUGAUGACACUGAUGCCAUCUUCGUGGGGACCAGGCACGUCCUCUUGAAUCCCUACGGUGAUAACGGCCCGUACUACGUCCGCGGCGAACUCAUCCGCGAGGACGUGAGAGAAGAUGAACCCGGUAUUCCGAUCAUCGUCGAAGGCCAGUUCAUCAACUACGUUACCUGUGAGCCUGUCAAGGGAAUGUGGUGGGAUCUGUGGAAUGCCAAUUCCACGGGUGUGUACACCGGUGUCAUCAACGAAGGAAACGGCAACUUCCUUGACCAUAGUAACGUAAACCGCACUGCGCUUCGUGGGCUCCAGCAGGCGGAUGAGGAUGGUGUUGCGCGAUUGACCACUAUCUUCCCUGGUCACUACAGUGGGCGGACGAACCAUAUCCAUGUUAUCGCACAUUCGAAUGUCACCGUGAACCCGAAUAACACUAUUUCCGGCGGAAGUAUCCAGCACAUUGGACAGUUCUUCUUCGAUGAGGAUCUUCUCGACAAGGUCCGUCAGGUCUGGCCGUACACCGAGAAUCCCUAUGAGAUCACCACAAACGCCGAAGAUGAUACCUUCCACCAGGAGACUGCGUACUCGAACUCCGAUCCCGUCUUCCACUACGAGUUUCUUGGUGAUAAGCUCGAGGAUGGACUGCUCAUGUGGGUGCGGAUUGGUGUUAACGUCUCCGCGAGCUGGGAGGAUGAAUAUAGUUUUGCGAGGACGGCUCAAGGGGUGAAGUACUCUUGUGGUACGGGUCGGAUUACGAGUAACUAUACGCAGGAUGGGACUGAUUGUACGAAUAAUGUUGAUGUUAAAAAUCUGCCGGGUGAGUCGGCGCCUGGGCCCGUUGUUUAUCCUAAUCCGCACAACAAGACGAGCUAG